Molecule: messenger RNA, 1356 nt
Organism: Anneissia japonica
Lineage: Eukaryota; Metazoa; Echinodermata; Crinoidea; Comatulida; Comatulidae
Exons: 4
Coding region: 162-1133 (323 amino acids)
Source: RefSeq, a predicted model, not a curated record
ACACAAAGACAGAUGUAAACAAACAUUUCGUUCGGUACCUGCGGUACAGACAGUUGCUUUAUGAUCGAUAGAUCGACUGAAAGGAGGCUUUGUGUGUGUUGCUCGACACGUUUCAAUCUUCAAGUAAUCUAGGCUACUUUGUAGGCCUAUUUUAUUUUAAAAUGGCAUCUGCAAACCCAGCUACCUUACAAACAAGAAAUGAAUUUCGCAAUACGUGCACAAGUGUGCUGCAGGGACUUGAUUGUCUUCAUCGUCAGCGAACCGUUCUGAAUGACGCGAUGAUCGCUGCUCUCACUGAACUUGGCAAUCGUAUGACCCUACUUAGGUCUGAUGUAGACAAUAACACAGAUUAUCACAUUGAUGGACCUCUAGUUAGAUUUUUAACAUCUGAAACUAAGAAAGCUCAAGCAAUCAUCCAGGAGAUGAAGAGGACAUGCAGUGAAUCGAGCAUACGAAUUUGCGGAGAAAGUUAUUAUCAACAACACAUCAAUCAACACUACAGUGAAAUACAGUCAGUCUUACAGGAAAUAGAAAGACAUUAUAAUGAUGCUGUUUACAGGAGGGAUACAGCUGUACCUCCCCCAGUCGAUGUUCAGACCCCCUGGCCACCAAAAUACGUACCCCCAGAACAGGUUAAUACUGUCAAAACUGAGGAAGAUACAUCAAAAUAUCCAGGAACUGCUGGCUCCCAAAGAAGUGUUCGAUUUAGUCCACAAGUAGAAAUGACAUCAUCUGUUAGUCCACAAGAAGUAAUACCAUCAUCACAAGAAGUGAUGACAUCACCACAAGAUGUGUUAAGAUCCGAUGCAAUGAAUCCAACCCCUUCAGCUGGGACGGGCUACAAAAUGUCAACAUCUUCAACUCCGGGUGUGUUUGAGCACAUGCAUGAUAUGACAAAAACACAUCCAAUUCACUCUGAUAGCUGGCCUGAGAACACUACAACUCCAACAAGCGUUUUUGAUAGGAAAAAACCACCUCUAGUUUACCCAGGCCUACGAGAUGUCCAUAAUUACAGGAAUUUACCUCAGUUUACUGGACUCAAUCUUCCUGUGCCAAAUUAUCCCAAUGGUGAACUUGGCCUAAGAGCUCCGCAUGUACAGCACUGGGACUACCACAACAAUGUUCGAUACUAACGAUCUAGCCUACCAAGUGGCAUUUCUUUCAAUUGAAACUCUAUUUGUAUAGCAAUGAAUAUAAUUAUAUUGUAGUUUAUUAUUUUACAUAUAUAGAUGUAUUAUGCAAACAGAAUGUUGUACAUUGCUCGAAAUUUGUUUUAGAUGAAUUAUCUUUACAAUAAAAUUAUUUUAUUAAAUAAAUUAACAAUUGAAAUUUCUAUUGGAAGCUAUAUCAUUUCAG